Molecule: messenger RNA, 2845 nt
Organism: Epinephelus lanceolatus (giant grouper)
Lineage: Eukaryota; Metazoa; Chordata; Actinopteri; Perciformes; Serranidae
Gene: wee1
Product: WEE1 G2 checkpoint kinase
Biological process (GO): protein phosphorylation; mitotic cell cycle
Cellular component (GO): nucleus; cytoplasm
Molecular function (GO): ATP binding; non-membrane spanning protein tyrosine kinase activity; magnesium ion binding
Source: RefSeq, a predicted model, not a curated record
AUGUCGGGCUUCAGUCGCCACCGACACGGAUCAGACUCUCCCAAGACUUUACCGAUCCGCCAGAAGCUCCAGUUCACCUCCAGCGACGGAGAGGACGAGCCCAUCGAGGACGUGAAUAACAGCACCGGAGGAGAGUCCGGUUUCACGGAGAUGGACUCCCCGAUGCCGGUGCGGCGGAGCCCCGUGGAUAAACGCCUGGAGGGCGGCAGCAGCCCCCUGAACCAGUCCGGUGGGGACGACGACGUGGAGCUGUGGGACGAGGAGAGCUUCGGGUCCCCGUCUCACCUCCGUUCACCGACAAGCGUCCUUUUCGCCAACUGCUCCCCGUCACCGAGGAAAGCCUCCCGGCUGUACGGAGGAUCACCGGAGCGCUCAUACGUCCAGGACGACGGGGAAGGAUCCAGCUCCCCGAUCCCGGACUGUCCCGACACACCUCCGCACAAGACUUUCAGAAAACUGAGGCUGUUUGACACCCCGCACACCCCCAAGAGUUUGUUGUCCAGGGCCCGGGGGUCGGGUCUGGGAUCGUCCAGCAGGAGAGUCGCCCUCUUCAAGAAUGUGGAGGCUUCAGGGAAGUUGCUCACAGACAGCGGCAGGAGACAGCAGACCCCUCUGGUCAACUUUAACCCCUUCACUCCCGACUCCCUCCUCAUCCAGUCUGCCACCCAGCAGAGGAACAACAGGAAGAGGGCGCACUGGAACGACUCCUGUGGAGAGGACAUGGAGGCGAGUGACGGCGAGGCAGAGGAGGAAGUGCUGCCACCUUCAAAGAGGAUCACCAUGAUGGAGAACAACAUGAUGUCCAGAUACACCUCAGAGUUCCUGGAGCUGGAGAAGAUCGGCUGUGGGGAGUUUGGUGCUGUGUUCAAGUGUGUGAAAAGACUCGACGGCUGCAUCUACGCAAUCAAGAGGUCGAAGAAACCUCUGGCAGGAUCCGUAGACGAACAGAACGCCCUGCGGGAGGUGUACGCCCACGCCGUGCUGGGCCAACAUCCCCACGUGGUGCGAUACUACUCUGCCUGGGCCGAGGACGACCACAUGCUCAUCCAGAAUGAGUACUGCAACGGCGGCACGCUGUCUGACGUCAUCGCAGAGAACUACAGACGCCUCAGUUACCUGUCGGAGCUGGAGCUCAAAGACCUGCUGCUGCAGGUCACACGAGGACUCAAGUACAUCCACUCCAUGUCUCUGGUCCACAUGGACAUCAAGCCCAGCAACAUCUUUAUUUCACGGAAGUCUGUAACCAGCUGUGACGAGUGUGAUGAGGACGAAGGACUGACCACCAGCGUUGUCUACAAAAUAGGUGAUCUUGGUCAUGUGACACGAGUAAACAACCCCCAGGUGGAGGAAGGUGACAGCAGAUACCUCGCCAAUGAAGUUCUGCAGGAGGACUACAGUAAGUUGACGAAGGCGGACAUCUUUGCUCUGGCUCUGACAGUCGUCAGUGCCUCGGGGGCGGAGCCUCUUCCCACAAACGGAGACAAAUGGCACGAGAUCCGACAGGGAAAACUUCCCGCCAUCCCACAAGUGCUCUCUCCAGAGUUCCUCAGUCUUCUCAAGCUGAUGAUCCAUCCUGAUCCAAGUAGACGACCAUCAACCUCUGACCUCAUCAAACACCCGGUGCUCCUCACUGCUGCCAGAAUGAGCGCCGACCAGCUGCGAGUGGAACUCAACGCAGAAAAGUUCAAGAAUGCACUGCUGCAGAAGGAGCUGAAGAAGGCCCAGCAGGCUCGAGCUGCAGCUGAGGAAAAGGUUUUGACCACCGACAGGAUCCUGACCCGCUCCACGGUCCAGUCCAACCCCAGAACCUCCAGACUCAUCGGCAAGAAGAUGAACCGCUCGGUCAGCCUCACCAUCUACUGAGACUCUAACCCAUGCUGACAGGAAGUGACACAACAAGGCUCAUGGACCUUUUGAAUCCAAACCCGCUCAGAUGGAGCGGUCUCUUCAGUUUGAGGAGAACCUGUCAGUGGGCGGAGCUGUAGAAGGUUGAACUCAUCUUGAUAGACUCUGGUUGCCAACAUAGUUCAGCCCUUUUCUUCCUGAUGGAUUUCUGUCAUUCCUGAAAGGUACUUCCUGUACCUUUUGUACAUUCUGAAGGGUACUUCCUGUACCUUUGUACACUCUGAAGGGUACUUCCUGUACCUUUGUACACUCUGUCAUUCCUCAAGUUUUUCGUAUCCUUCAGGCUCUGUCUCCGUUUCUGUCCUUGCACUUCCCUUGAUGAAGCUGCAGUGAUGCUCUCUUCAGUGUGAAUGUACUUGCCGUACGCACCUUACUGCCUGUCGAACGCCUGAUGCUGGGUACCAGAGGGUCUGAGGACUGACAGUUUCUGUGUUUGGAGCACUUUGGAGGCAACAGCUGGAACUUGCCACAUUUUUUUAAGAAAAAAAACUGCUGCUAUUGAUGUUUUGUGUGUUUAUCAGGGUUCGGCCCGGUUCAGGUUGGAUCAUCUCCAGGUCACUGGCUCUUAUGUUCAGUUAGCAGGAGUCCGUUUCCCUGUUUAUUCUUUAUUCUUCUGGUCAGAUGGAGAAUGGAUCAUGCUUUUUGAGGAACGUCAUCCAUUUUUGUUUUGAAGUACCAAAACCAGUGAGCUAAUGAACUCGUUAUCUGUGAGGUCACAAUCUGUUGAUUGGUGCAGCCAACCCUGCCUGUAGCAUUAGAACAAUCAUCGUCCUGUUCUCUAGGUUCUCAUGUCUUCUGUUUUUUCUCAUGACGCUCAUCUUUAAUUACUGUUCAGAAAAGUUUCCCUCGUCUUUUUGUUCCUGUAACAUCUAACACAAAACAGCCUCUGUGCUGUUGAAACCUGUACAUAUGUUCUUUUAAUAAAUUCUCACCAUCUACA